Molecule: messenger RNA, 7583 nt
Organism: Lucilia cuprina (Australian sheep blowfly)
Lineage: Eukaryota; Metazoa; Arthropoda; Insecta; Diptera; Calliphoridae
Exons: 10
Coding region: 375-7385 (2336 amino acids)
Source: RefSeq, a predicted model, not a curated record
CCGAUUUUUCAUGGUCAAUUAAGGGUGAUAACGAAACAGUCGAAUGGUUGGGCAACGGUGACCAUAAAGCAUUUAAGGAUAAAAGCUAUUAUGAACUAAAAGAAGAUUAUGCCAUAGCACGUACCUAUCGUUGUGUGGCCAAUAAUACAGCGGGUGCUGGUACAUUCUGUGAAAUCGAAGUUGCCGCUACUCAUCCAUUUAUCAUUUGGUGGAAAGAACAACUUGCAUGGUGGCAGCGUUGGGAUACAACAACAUUAAUCAUUCUGGUGGCCAGUAUAUUGGUUCUACUGUUGGCUGUCAUUAUUAUUUGUUGUAUUAUUAUUUGCAUUUGUCGUCGUCGUAGACGUCAGGAUAAAUAUCGUACUGAUGUUUCUAUGAGUGCUACACACAGUGUUUUAUCAUAUCAACCGCAUAUGCCGCAAGUGUUAUCAGCCAAUACGGUAUUGCCCGAUACACUUAAGGUGCCCAUUAUAAGCAAUAUGUUACUGCCGGCCAUGGCCGGUGGUCAAUGUAAGGAUAAUGUCAAUAGUGUAAAAGCAACACCCAUUAUGAUACAAACAACAGCAACACAAUCAACAACACCCAUACAAACAACGCCCAUACUUACAAAACAUUUAAGUAACACCACAGCAACAAACACAUUAACAUGUAGCAAUAGUGGUAGUGGCAACAAUAAUAACAACAAUGAUAAUACAAAUAAUACAGAUAUAUUGCAACAUAUAAUAAAUAGCACUACAACAGCAACUACUGUCAACAAUACCUCCACUACUAUUACAACACCGCCAACAACAACAACAACUACUUUAGUUACUACACCCACACUAAGUGUACGCUUAGGUGGUGCGGGUGCACAGAUACCCAAAUCACCACCCCGCUGGCCAUUGAGACCAGGUGUUAUGGUGCAUGUCAGCAGUGAUACUAAAGAAAAUUUAGCCGUUAAUCGCAUGACUUUAAAACCGACUGCUACUUUGGCUAAUUUGACAGCCAACUCGACAGUAAAUGACAGUUCGGUAUCUUCAUCAACACUUAAUAAUAGUGCUGCCACCAAUACAACACAAACAACAUUACUCAAUGUCACUAGACCAUCUUCAGCUACCAUGACUCUGGGACGUAUUGGUAGACAAGCUAAUAUACAGCAACAGCAACAACAACAACCACUGCAUGACCAGCAAGAUUUACAAGCACUUAAGGUGGAGGCUAAUGAGCACGAUAGCAGCAGUAAACAGCAAUUAUCAUUAUGUCAAACUUUACCUAAAAGAGAUGCAUUAACAGAGGAAGCAAAUACUUUGGAAUUAACUCGUACACAUGAAAAUGAUGAGGAUAUACAACAACAGGAAAUAGCAACUAAUCUAGGAAAUCCUUCAAACGAAACGGAAAUAACACAUUUGAAUGUUAAACUUUCAAAUUUCAAAAAAGUUGAGCUUUUCUUUAGUAAUAUGUUUUUCAAAAGAUCCACUAAAACCGAUGGCUGUCGUGAUAGUCAAAGAAGUCAUGUGGGUUUAUUGGGUGGAAAAUUUUGGAAACGUUCAGAGGCCACCUCGUCUCAACGAACUAGCAAAUCUCCUUUUAGCACGGAACAUCGUUUGAAAGGCAUACGCAGCAGUGGCAGUGUUACUUAUAAAAAAUGUGCUAAAACCACAGCCAGAAAAACUGACUCACACUUAAGUAGUAGCAACACAAUCACCACUACAACCAACACUUGCAUAACAUCUCAAAACAACAACAAUGAUACAGAAAUCUUAAAUACUAUAGGACUGAUCACAACCACAGCACAAGCUCAACAACAAACACCAGCCAAGACAACAACCAUUCAAUACACUCCACAAACAACACAAGAACAACAUCAACAACCACAGCAACAACACCCAUUACCAGUAUCAGUGAUCUCAAUGUCGCCUUCCUUAAAUAUCAAUCACCCUCCACAAAACAUAACCGCAGACGAACGCCAUGCCGCCGCCAUAAUGCCCAACGACAGAUCCGUAACAACGGUUAUACAAUCUAUACCAUCGACUAUAGUGUCGAGCCGCGUAAUAUCACGAAAUCCCAGUCAGAGUUCUGUUCAGCGCAAGGGUAUACUAAAAGCACCCACACCGCCACCACGGCCACCUCCCAUCAUACGAAUGGCUGUUACGCCUCUGAAGCGUUCAGCCAGUCAAACGGAGAAAUCGCAGAAAAUCGAAAAAGUUCAAACAGUACAAGAGAAGUCGUCUUCUAUGGCGGAUCCAUUAACGGAACCUGGAGAGUAUGAGAAUUUGCCCUUCCAUGGUCUACAAACGGCUCCUAACAAGUUUACUACUCCUACGACUCCUACAAAUUUUAAUAACAACACAAAUGUGGUGCGCAGUGUACCACGACCCAAGAGACUCAAUGGAAAUAUCAGCCAAAAUACAGGAACAGCAGCAACAACAAUACAAGCAAACUAUUACGAUGAACAUGAAACGGAAACACAACAGCCACAUACACAACAGUAUUAUCAUCAGCAGCAACAACAACAAUACAGUACCAUGCCCUACAAUCGCCAUCCAGCAACAACCAAUGCAUCAGCAACAUUGCCUGGUAUGCAGACAUUAAUGCCAAAUUCAACAGCAGCAAAUAUUGUUAGAAAUGAUGCCGGUAUUAUAGUGCAUAAUGGCAGCAACAAUUCAACAAUAGCAACAGCAACGACAAACACAAAUCCUCAUCAAAUGACAUAUAAUCUCAAUAAUUGCUUUCCCAAAAGCUACACAGAAUACUAUCAGCAACAACAACAGCAGCAACAACAACAACAGCAACAUCCUCAUUCUCAACAGCAGACUCAUCAACAAUUUUCACAAAAGUUUAAUAAUGCAGGUGGCAUAGCUGGCGCCUCCUCUCAACUGAUAAAUGCAAUUGAACAUGAUUUCAAUACAUACGCUGUGGUCGAACGUCAACAGCCGCAACAAAAAUCAACAAAUCCCUUUUUGGCUGUUAGCAAUUUCAAGAAAUUCGAUACAUCUGGUGAUGAUGAUCUGCAGACGGGAAAUUAUCAGACAGCUUCCAUGAAAAGACAAGGAAAACGUAAAACAUUUGCCGAUAAAUUGGAGGAUAAACGUUUCUAUUCUUUGAAAUUCACCGGCAACAGUAACAAACAGAAACAGCAGCAGCAGAGCAACAAAUCAUCAGCAGCUGCCACAGCCUUAAAUAUCAAUCACUCAUUUAAUGGCUCUACCGCCGCAGGCUCAACUGGAGGAGGAGGAGGAGUUUUCGGUUCACUAUUGUCUUCAACGAAUAAAUGUAAAAGACAUCAUUCUUUUGCUGGUGGUAGCCUUGGCGAUAUUGAUCCCAAGGGCCCUGUAAGAAAUCCUCAUAUGAAUUUCUAUGAUCCUCCCGCUUAUGAGAAUGUUAAUGAUGCCGUGCAAGUUCAUAAUGCAGCUGUUAGUGAUAUGGAAUUACCUGAGGGUCUAAAUGGUUCCGCUCAAACAGCUACUGUUGUAUUACAUCCCUUGCCGUAUGGCAUUGCGGGAGGAUCACAGGGUCCUAAGAAAAAACAUCACCAACGCCAACACCAGCCUAAAGAGGAUUUAAAUCUUAUAGAACCCGAACGUCUGAGUAUAUAUCGCAGUGACUCGGGCAUUUCGAAUUCAUCAUAUGAAUGUGUAACACCCUUGCCCUCUAGCACACAGACACCGGGCAGCACUCCACCUCCGGGUAAAAUGCCUAGAACUCCUAAAACCCCAAAAACUCCCAAGGGUCAUAAAAAUCAAACUCUGGCUCAUACAGCCGUAACCGCCCAUUUUAAUUCGUCACACAAAAAACCGGCUCCCCGAGUGCCUCCCACUCCUCUCUAUAUGAAUGUUAAUGAUCAGCAACCACCUCAGCAGCAUAACUCUAACAAUAUCUCUAAUUUAGAAAGGCCUUCCUCACCCUCUUCAACUAUGGCCACCUCGGCCUACGAGUCCGCCUCAUCAUCACAAAAUGACAACACCUGCAAUGAUCCCAUUUCUCUGUCCUCCACUACAUCUCUGUAUAGCGGCGGUGGAGGUAAUAAUAAAUCUUCAUUAAGCGCUAUCAAUCAGCGUUGUAAUCGUCAUCAGCAACCACCUGAAAUCUCAACACCGGAAGAGUUUGAACAAUAUCAAUUGGGCCAUCAUGCCCAUGCUCAUUCUUCUUCCUCACUUUCGGUGGCUAGCAGUGUUAGUGCUAGCGGCAGUAAUGCUGGAGGAAGAGUUAAAUGUAAAAAGCAACAACAACAGCAGCAGCAAAGACUUAAUGGUCAGGGUGCUCUUAUUAAUCAUAUGGAGCUAAACAAACGCAAAUCCCUUGCAAAUAAUCCAUUUUUAGCAACAAAUCCUGCCGCCGCCACCGCCACCACCUGUCAUAAGAAAUUACAUCGACGACAGACUAUCAGCGACCCCUACGCACAUAUCAAGCACAUCAACGAAUGUCGACGACAAUCUAAUAACAACAACAUCAAUAACAUCAGCAGCAGCAGCAGCAACAACAAUAAAACCUACAAUUAUUGCACCAAAUCCGCGAACGCGUUCAAGGCAGCAGCAGCAACAACAACAACAGCCAAUGACACCCAAUCAUCAACAGCAUGUAGCCCUUAUAAAUCACAACAACAACAAACUGGCCUACAACAAUACAACAAAAAUCAACAAUCUACAUCAUCAUUAUCAUACUCCCCAGCAUGUAAUACAGUUGCAGCAGCAACAAUAACAACAACACCAUCACACCAACAAUUUGCCACACAUCAUCAACAACAAAUGCUAAUGCACAAAAAUGCUACCCACAACAAUAACAACAACAAUUGUAAAAUUGCUUUUGAUGAUAAGAAGCGAACAUAUAAUGAAGUCAUCAUACAUGUUGAUGAUAAUGAGUAUAAUGUUAACGCUGUCGCUACCAAUGCCACCCAUAAGUAUAAGGAUAAGGGUGAACAAACAUUUAGUCAACCACAUCGGAGCUUAAAUUGUGAUGUGGUGGAUAGUGUAGAAAAAAAUAAGAGUUAUGUCAAUCAAGUGGUUAGAAAUGGUCAUAAUAGAUGUUUGUCUAAUAACACUAAACAAUAUCCAACAUUAGAAGAUAACACAAAUACAGCAAAAGCAACAACAACACCUUCCCAAAUAGAGGGUUUUAUGGAACGUCCUGUUAAAUUACCUUUACGUAAAUAUCAUAGUUUUCAUUUUCAGCCCACACAAACAGUGGCUGGCCAACACAUGUGUAAGCUACAACAAUUUAGGUUGCAACAGCAACAACAACAAAGUUCAUUAGAAUCCCAAGACUCCUCACCAGAUAUUUCUAGUACUCAACCUUAUGCUAAGCAGGGUCCUUUAGUAUUUCGUCCCUAUAAACUCGAUGAGAAUGUUAGUUUUAAACCCAUACAACCUUCUGAAGAAAGUGAGGAUUCUAUUGACUAUGUUAGGGAAUAUGUGGGCACCGUUGAGAUGUUUCUAAAAGAUGAAGAGAAAUAUAUGGACUCGGGUGACUUUACAAAUUUAACACAGCGUUUAAAACGACAAGAAGACUUUCUUAAUGAUCCCUAUUCUUCGCAAACUUCUGAGGUAGAAGAGGCUAGUUCUAUAAGUUUAAGGGAAUUUAAAGGCAAUUCGCAAACCAACCCUCUAUAUGAAGAUAUACACUUCACAUCUCAAACCUUAGCUCAGGCAAGCAAAGAUUCUCUUGAAACAGUUAAGCCUAGAAGAGAGGAUAAUGGCAAUGCUCAACAUAUUAUUAACUCUCCACAAGCUCUUAAUUUACUUAAAUCCGUUACAGAGACCGAUUCUUGUUUAAUGAAAGAUGAAUCUGCGCAGAAAUCUCUCCUGAAAACUGUCAUAGAAACUGAUACUUAUCAAAGUGAGGCAGAAGAAGAGAAAGCUUGCCAAACUUCAGCAACAAAGGUUGAAACACCUAAGCAUUUGGAGCGGGAAACAACUUCUAAUUCCCCAAAAGUCUCCUCAUUUAAAAGAUCGAAUCAAAGUACCGCUUCUGCAAAGGUAGAGCCCGAUUACUCGGUGGCUCGAUGUGUCCGUAAGGAAAGUUUCAAGUCUCCCAAUUCACCAAAAGUUUCCUCCUCUUCCUCCGUACAAUUCCAUUCCCAGGAAUCUGUAGAUAGUGGUAUUAAUAGUCAAGUUUAUAGAACCUCUUCAAACAGUUGUGUUCGUAAUGAUAGUAUAAAGUCUUCAGGCUCUUCGAAUGUAUCCAAUUUUUCCAAAACUCCACAAAAUUCUUUAGAUAGUGAGAGAAGAAAUGUUUUAUGUUCUUCUGAUAAUUCCAAUACUAAUCAGCUGCCUAUAAAGGCUCAAGUUCAUAAAGAUUCCAAAAAUAUCAAAGAGUAUUUCCAAAACUCUCCAAAAGUUUCCACUCUUUCUAAAACUUUCAAAAAUUCCGAAAAUUAUGCUUUCUUUAUGGAUGAGAAUAGAAAUGCUCAAAGUCAGUUAAUUUCAGAGGAUUCCCUUAAGUCUACAAACUCUCCAAAGGGGUCUAUUUCUUCCAAAAUCUCCAAAAAUUCUGAAAAUUAUGUUUUAGACAUGAAUGAGAAUAGAAAUUCUUCUAGAAAAUUGGCUUCAAAAGAUUUUCCUCAACCUUCAAACUCUACCAAAGUCACUACUAUUCACAGGCCUUCUCAGGUAUCUGAGCUUAAGAAAACAGAUCUUAAUGCUAAUAGUGAUAGACAUUAUAACACAAAUCCCGAAGAUUUUCCUAAUUCUCAAAAAGCUUUCCCUAUAAGUAGAUUAACUCAGGAUCACAAAACUCUCUUACACAAAGAUCAAUCACUCAAACAUUCCCCUCUGAGUAGCCAAACCGAUACUCGCAGCAUUACUACAAACUCUCCAAAACGUUCUACAACAUUUUUAGCUCGCAAAUCAUUAGUGUUUGAUUCUUCUGAGAGUAAAACAAAAGAUCAUGCAGAAAUCUCUCAAGUCCCCUUAGAAAAAGGCAUUUUAAGCGAACAGGACUUAGCCAAAGUUUUCAAGCCCUAUGAGCAACAGAGAACUACAAAAUCAAAUGAACACAAAGACUUAAACGCAUUAGACUCACCACGACCAGUUUCUACUGCUCUAAAUCCAGCAGCUUCUCUGGAAGCUUUAGAAAUGUUAACUAAAUCCAAUCCCGAACUAUGGACCAGUAAUCAAGCUGGUAGUAGACAUAACUUACAUCAGCUAGAACUGUUUCAUUCACUGCAACAGCAAAAUAAUAAGCAAUUAAGCAAAAACUCUGCAGCACAAGAGAAUGAGGAAGAAGAUUUAGGUUAUUCUUUUUGUGAAGAUGAAAACGAUGAUGAUGAUGAUGAAGAAUUAGUAGAAGAUCAGGAGGUGAGAACUACACCUGCUUCACCCCAUGUAAAUCUUAUAAUGGCCAACAAUGGUCAAACAGCCAGCCAAGUAAAAUAUGUUUUAACCCAAAAUCAUGGUGAGGUACAUAUUUAGUUAAACCUUAAUUAACUGUAAAUAGACUUUAAUAUAAAACUAAUAACAAGCAAAACAAACCAAAUCUAAGUAAAAGAAAGCCUUGGCUUAAAAAACCACAAAAUAGAAUUUUAUAUUAAAACUUAAAAAAACACAUAAAUAUAUUUUCUGUUUAUACACUGAAAGAAAAAAAUAUGUAAGGUAAAUAGUAAAUAAAAA